Messenger RNA from Diatraea saccharalis (sugarcane borer), 4973 nucleotides. Lineage: Eukaryota; Metazoa; Arthropoda; Insecta; Lepidoptera; Crambidae. The record is from the annotation of a GenBank genome assembly.
CAACACAACACAAACAAACAGCAGUCAGUCAGUGCCUCGCCGUGCCUUAUGCUACACGUGCCUUCCGCGAAACUUUCCAAACGAAACUUCACGUUAAUUACGAACGAGUGAUGUGUUUGCAUUAGUGCGUCCGAAUGGUGCAAGUAUGUGAUAGUGAGGGGCAGGAGCAGCUGAAGAUGGCACGGUCUCCGCGCAGGGUCGCAGCCAGGAGGAGUAGGAGCCGUUCCAGAGAGCUGACGCGGCUUCGGAGCCAACUCAGUGGAAAAGGAUCAAUCCAACCGAAUGGUGAUUGGAUGACGAUCUCCGCGCGGUCCCCGAGUAAGGACCCGUCGCCUCCUAAGCAAAUUAACUUCGCGGAGCCUCUGGUCGAGUCGGUGCGAGUGUACCUGGCUAAUGAAUUGCCAUCUAAGCAGCUAGCGCUCGUGCCGUGCGCGCCCUCGCCGCCCGCGCCCGCUCCCGCCCUCAGCGAUGUCGACAUAGCAGCACACACUGUACGCGACGAGAUCAAAGGAAUCAAUUUCGAGGGACGCUUAAAACGGAAUGACCUGAACAAUAACGCGUCCAGACAUCAAUCGGAUCCGCAGCCCGCCAUGCCCAGUCAAGCAGAACUGAUGCAACGUCAACCUCUUCUAGCGCGGGCGGCCAAGAAGGACGCACCGCAACCAGCUACAGACGAAUCAGACCCUGACCAGGAGCAUUCACCACAAAGAACUCACGCCGGCGAGUUCGUAGUAGAGAUCCCUCCAGGUGCCGUACGCGAAGAACGCUACCCUAAAGAAAUAUGGAAGACGAUCCUUUCUUUUUUCUUCCUGUUUGUGUGCGUGUGUAUAAAUAUGAUGUCACUGUCACUUGUCCACGAGCGGCUACCUGAUAGAAACAAAACGGAGCCCUUGAACGAUAUAGUUUUGGACAAUAUCACUGCGCGAGACUGGGGCCUAGCAGUAUCGGAAUACCUCAUCAUGGUAUCGACGACAGUAGCCAUGCUCGUGGUUGUGUUUCACAAGCAUCGAUUUAUCGUCGCUCGCCGCCUAUUCUUCAUCAUCGGCUUGUUGUACCUGUACCGGUCGGUCACGAUGUUCGUUACCGUCCUGCCGGUCUCAAGCAAAACUUACUACUGCAGCCCGAAGAGUAACACCACGACGCCAUUGCUAGUGAUAAAACGUAUGUUCUACCUAAUAUCAGGAUUCGGUCUAUCGAUAAACGGUAAACACACGUAUUGUGGCGAUUAUAUAUACUCUGGUCAUACGAUGGUCCUUGUUUUGAGCUACAUGAUAGUGGCAGAGUACUCACCGAAGAAAUUAUGGCCCGUUCACUGGGCGAUGUGGGGAUCCGCGCUGUUGGGUGUAUCAUUCGUGCUCCUCGCGCACAGCCACUACACGGUAGAUGUAGUGAUCGCCUACUACGUGACUACGCGGCUAUUCUGGACGUUCCACUCAUUGCUAGUGACGCCACAUCGCAACGGCAGUGGAUACAACUACCACAUGAUUCAGCGGGAGUGGUGGUACUGGCUGUUCACGUACCUGGAGCGCAACGUGCGCGGGCCAUUGCCGCGCCGUUACGACUGGCCGUUGCCCUGGCCGCGCACCAAACUCUUCAGCCGGCUCAGCUAGUGACGCGCGCGCGCCGCGCUGCCGCCGCCCCAGCGCGUAUGACGCUCACCUUCUGGGAAUGCCGCUUCAGCACCUGCAGCUCUUUGGGACUAGUCCGGGUGCAGAUUGCCAACGUGAGCGUGUAGUCGAACUGAUGCACGAUCAAGUUCAGGUAGACGGUUUCCUCCCAGUCAAUCUCCGGAUCACCAAUGGGCAACUUCUUGGAAUCUUUGCGGAAUACCUCUACCUCCGUCUGUGAACAAGAGUCGACAUGUGAAUAGAGCUGCGAGACAUCCGCCUCGGCUUUUGUCCCUAUUACAGACCCGUCGACGGCAGGCGAAUGACGCUGUGAGCGUGUGUCGCGUGUGAUAUGUGAUAACUUGAUAGUGAGCUCGAUGCAAACUGAUUUUCGUUCUUGUGACCUCUAUGCUUUUAUUGUUGAAUAGAAAUGUAAGAUUUUUAUUUAACAAAAAAAUGGUCAACCGAUUGCGUCUGUUGUUGAUAGAAUUUUUGCUUUUGUAAAUUGUAUAUUUUAUAAGUGGUUAUUGAAAGUCGAUUUCUAAGAACAUACCUACUAUUUAUUAGCGAAAUGUACUGUGAUUAGUUUGUGUUGGAUGAGGAGAGAUGCAAGUAAUGCGUGUAUGUGCCGCAGAUGUGAUCGCUACCGAGUACAUCCUAGUACAUAGUUGUUGUCAUAGCAGCCUAUUCUAAGAAAUAAUAUUUUUAUAUUCUUUAAAUAAAAUACAUAACCAUUGUUAAAUCAAUCUUUUUGUAUAUACCCAAAGAUUUGUCAAAAUAAAAUUUCUUUACACUCAUCCGAAUGGUGCUAACUAGAAGUAUAAAUAGUAAACAUUCUCUAAAAUUAAUAAAUUGUCGAAGUAUUUUGGAGAAGCAAACGAAAGAAUUUCUUAGUCACAAAAUUUAGGGUAACUUUCAAAUUCAGAGAUUUCUUUUUUAAAUAUUUGGAGAUGCACAAAUCAGCAGCCGCACGAAUAUGCAUUUUUAAUCACCGGAUUUCAUAAAAAUAAAUUCGACUUAUUCAAGCGAUAAAAGACUACUGUUUAAGGUGUAAACGAAAAAGGUCUAAUCUGCAAAGGGUAAUUAUGAGAACUGAAAGUUGAUAUUAAAUUGAUACUCAUCUUAUGUACCUGUUAUGCGCAUCUCAUAUUAUGAUACUUAAAUAACAGUGCUCUGCUGAUGGUGUUCUGUACAAAAGUCGUUUACCUCGUACUUGGGCAGAUACCGAGAAGAGCCUUUAACGUGACGUUUCCUGACAAAGAACAACAAGUCAUCGCAGUCUAUGCCCUGCUCCUCCUGGAAUAGGAAGUGGCGCACGAACAGAUCCGUCCAGUACGUGGUACCCUGCAGCACCACAAACCCGCUCUCUGCGAAAAAAUAUUAUUUUUGAGUCUAGGACACAGUCGAAAGGGAAACAAACAUUGGAAACUACAAGAUUGUAUGUGAUUUUAUGACUUGGCGCCAAAUUAUAAAUAAGAAACCUAUCACAAAAGAAACUUGAAUUGAUGUUUCCACUUGUUAAAAAUGGAAUUAGAAAAUGCAAAGGAGGAGGAGUACUUCGUGUGAAUUUCCUAAAUUGUGAUUUCUACACACUUUUAAAAAAUAAUAGAUACAUUAUGUCAUAAAUACUUAAUUGUUAAUGAAUUGUCAAUAUUUAUUUCAUCAGUAAUUAGUCUUUACAUUUCUAAAGUGACCAAUGAAACUAAAUCGUAAUAACUCAAAUGAAAGAACUGUUAUCUCGCUGUUCAAAAAUUAUACACAGAUACCAAUCAUUUAUGUAAACUACAUUAUAUUCAUUAAAUUGUGUACCUAAUUUAUUAAUGUGUAAUAGAAAGUAUAAAUUAUAAAUAAAGUGCCUUUAGGAUAAACAACGUAUUGGUAAAACUAUAAAAAAGUCAACUUCAACAAAAUAUGUUAUGCAAUAAAAAACAUAACAAUAAAUAAAAAUUUCAAAUGUUUUUUUGUAAUAAAUUUUAUCCAAAAUUGACUAAGUAAUUUAUAAUAAAAGAAUUUGUUGAUAAUAUGAUUGGAAUUAAAUAAGUGUGUCAAACAUAUUUAAGUUAUGGUUUAAAAUAUUUGCUGUAACUUCUCACAUACAACUGUUUCUGCAAUGUGGUGUGCAAAUGUGCAUGCUCCAAGAUAAUCUGCGAUGGUUGAAAGGUUAAUUCAUAACCAUGACAUUAAAAUUGCUAAUAGGACUGUAAAUUAGAAACAACUUAUUUUUCUUUCCGACUUUAGCAAUAUUUUCAGUCAUCGCAUUGGUGUGCAACAUUGAAUCCGAAUCUCUAAAUGUUAUUAUGGGCUGUAUAUUGCUUAUUAUUUGUAUGCGCAUAAUUUUGUGCGAUAAACAUUACUGAUUUCUGUCAUCAUGUCUGUGUAUUAAUAUUAUUGUAAUGACUUUGUAUUAAAUAAUAGCAAUAGGGAUGACGGCUAAUUUUUAUUUGUUUGUCCAUUAGGCAGAUUAUUGAAAAUAUUAAACACGUUAUUUUUUGUGGUAAUCAUUAAAUUACGGCGAUACAUAGCGUUAAAAAGUCACAUGACGUCACGCUUUGGUACAUUUUCUACAAAACUGUGACGUAGCGAACCCACACCUGUUAACUAAGCUAUUUCUUGUUAAAUUGAAGUAAAAAAAAAUACGUAUCUAACGGACUAAUUAGAAUUUUUUUUUCAACCCAAUCGUCAUCCCUAUUAUGCCUGUACAAAAUUAUUUUAUUUAUUUGUAAAAAAUGUGUUUAUUACAAUCAAUGCUAUACUACGUAUAUAAAUAUUUCUCACAAAAAUGCAUUUACAUAAAAAAGAUAUUUCUUUUAUGUACUGAAAUUAUCAUUAAUACUUUUGUAACAUCUAACUUAUUUAUAAUUAUUGCUCAAUCGUACUUCUCCCUUCCAUCUUUAUAUUAAUUAAUUGAAAGCUGUGAAACUUUUUUUUCUUAAUCACACAUGAUGAUAUAACGCAAAAGUAAUACAAUAAACUCAAAACAAAACCGAAAUUAUAAAAUUAGGUAGAUAUUUGUUGAAAAUAAAAUUUUGUUAAGAACUACUUGAAUAUAAGUUUUAAUAUCAUUAUAUUUUCGUGCAUGUAGAAAGUAAAAACUUACAAAUGGUGAUGAUGAACCUUGCAUUAUGAGUAUGGGUAUUAACCAAGAAGGCUUUAAGAGUUCAAAUAAAUUGUUUGUGUUACAUUCCUUGUUUCUGCAUGUUUUCGUUUUAAUAAGCAUACGACUUAAAAAAAAAAGGAAUAUUAAACAUAAUAGGUAUAAUAACUUAAGUAAACCAACGCUGUUGUAAAUUAAACGUUAAUAAAUGUGUUUUUAGUAAAUAUGUUGUCUUAUUUAAUCUUAUUUAAGUAAUUUUUACGAAAAGACGA